This is a messenger RNA of Manis pentadactyla (Chinese pangolin), 591 nucleotides long. RefSeq names its product 2,4-dienoyl-CoA reductase 2 (gene DECR2). NCBI's taxonomy places the organism in Eukaryota, Metazoa, Chordata, Mammalia, Pholidota, Manidae. The record is from RefSeq and is a predicted model, not a curated record. Gene Ontology annotation, biological process: fatty acid catabolic process. Gene Ontology annotation, molecular function: 2,4-dienoyl-CoA reductase (NADPH) activity.
AUGUCCAGGUCUCUCUCCCUGUCCAGCCUGGACUCUAACUACCUAGGUGUGGCUGGAAACUUCCUGUGCCCCACUAGCGUGUUGUCCUUCAAUGCCUUCAAGACUGUGAUGGACAUCGACGCCUUGGCUCGGGUGCUUUACGAGAGGUUCUUCCGGGUGCGUGUCCUCUGGGCCGGGGACCACGGACGGGUGAUCGUGAGCAUCACCGCGACCCUGGGUACCCGGGGGCAGGUGCUCCAAGCGCACGCAGGCUCUGCCAAGGCGGCUGUGGAUGCGAUGACGAGGCACUUGGCUGUGAAGUGGGGUCCCCAGAACAUCCGUGUCAACAGCCUUGCUCCAGGCCCCAUCAGUGGCACAGAGGGGUUCCGGCGGCUGGGCGGCUCCCGGGCCAGCAUGAGCGUGGAGGUCCUGGGCAGCGACCUGCGGAGGCUAGGGGACAAGACGGAGGUCGCCCACAGCGCCCCCUACCCGGGCAGCCCUUUGGCAUCCGACCAGAGGGGCGCCAUGCUGGUGGUUGCCGGCGGGGCUGGGCUGACGUUCCCCAAUGACGUCAAGUUGCUGGAGGGUUUUGCACCCUCUGCUAAGCUCUAG